CGUCAUGUAUCUGCACCAUAUAUAUGUCCAUGGUGUUUACUAACGGCGGCUAAACGAGUCGUUGGACAAAUAAACUUGUUGUCACGUUAAGUUAAAGCAACACAACGAGGAGAAUCGAGACAAAGCACGGAUGGCGGAUCCUGCGGUGGCUUCGGGAGGUCCUCUGAACUCAGGCGGGCGUGGGAGUGGUACUAAAGCAGCUUCCAGCCCAGCAGAGAACUACCACCUGGCCCGUCGUCGCACCCUGCAGGUCGUUGUCAGUGCCCUGCUGACUGAGAGUGGCUUUGAGAGUGCAGAGAAGGCAGCAGUGGAAACGCUCACUGAGAUGAUGCAGAGCUAUAUCACUGAAAUUGGUCGAUGUGCCAAAGCAUAUUGUGAACACACAGCCAGGAGCAUUCCAACUCUGCCAGAUGCAGUCGUGACGCUCAUUGAAAUGGGUUUCAAUGUGGACACCCUGCCUGUAUAUGCCAAAAGAUCACAAAGGAUGGUCAUCACGGCCCCUCCAGUAACGAAUGCGCCUGGGACUGCCAAAGCGUUGUCAGCUGGACAGAAGCGCACACAUCCACCUCACAUCCCCAGCCACUUCCCAGAGUUUCCUGACCCUCACACCUACAUCAAAACACCUACAUUCAGAGAGCCUGUGUCAGAGUACCAGGUGGUGAGAGAAAAGGCAGCGACUCAGAGGAGAGAUGUGGAGCGAGCCCUCACACGCUUCAUGGCCAAGACCGGAGAAACUCAGAGCCUCUUUAAAGACGACAUCACUGCCUUUCCUUUGAUCGCAGCCCGGCCAAGUGCCAUCCCAUAUCUCAGCGCCCUUCUACCCUCAGAGCUGGAACUGCAGACACUGGAGGAGACGGACUCGUCUGAGCAGGACGACCAGACCGACAGCGAGAACACAGUAGGAAACAUCAUCGCGGAUGAUCCAGGAGCUGAUAAAGAGAACUCCAUGCUUCCUCCCAGCGGCGUUGUUCCAUCAGCCAAGGCCAAUGAGGACAACGUGAUCGACAACCCAUACCUCCGGCCGGUGAAGAAACCCAAAGUGAGGAGGAAGAAAUGAAUCAGGGCCGUCCUGAACCACCAGACUCAUAUUUGCCCCAGUGGUUGGUGCUUUCAGCAGUCUAGUCGUUGAUUCCCUCCACAGAGAGGAGCAGCUCUGUGUUGGAACUGCUUUGUGAGCCGGGACUAGCGGCUGCCAUUUCUCAAUCGAAGGACCAGUACUGCUGCUGACUCUGACGUACAGACUGACUUGUGUUGAAGAUAAGUUUUGUUAACAGUCACUUUUUCAGUAAGCACUCGUCUUGUUUAAAAUAUUUGUUGUUUUGAAAGUCCUCUGACUGUGUAACCUGACAUGAAUCCAGUCAUGUUGUGAAUAAAGAAAGAUCCGUUUCUUUUUUAACUCUGA
Messenger RNA from Acanthochromis polyacanthus (spiny chromis), 1402 nucleotides. It is a transcript of the gene taf8, whose product is annotated as TAF8 RNA polymerase II, TATA box binding protein (TBP)-associated factor. The transcript has 8 exons. The record is from RefSeq and is a predicted model, not a curated record. The coding region runs from base 131 to 1057 and encodes 308 amino acids. Gene Ontology annotation, cellular component: transcription factor TFIID complex. Gene Ontology annotation, biological process: transcription initiation at RNA polymerase II promoter. NCBI's taxonomy places the organism in Eukaryota, Metazoa, Chordata, Actinopteri, Pomacentridae. Gene Ontology annotation, molecular function: protein heterodimerization activity.